Echinops telfairi (small Madagascar hedgehog) is the source of this 249-nucleotide messenger RNA. RefSeq names its product HIG1 domain family member 1A, mitochondrial-like. The transcript has a single exon. Gene Ontology annotation, cellular component: mitochondrion. Gene Ontology annotation, biological process: negative regulation of apoptotic process; mitochondrial respirasome assembly. The record is from RefSeq and is a predicted model, not a curated record. NCBI's taxonomy places the organism in Eukaryota, Metazoa, Chordata, Mammalia, Afrosoricida, Tenrecidae. The coding region runs from base 1 to 249 and encodes 82 amino acids.
AUGUCAUCCAACACAGGUAUUUCUCUUUCUUCGUAUGAUGAAGCAGGGAUCCAAACUCAUCAGAAAAGCUCAAGAGUCCCCAUCAGAAUCGCGGGCUGUGCGGCAGUCGUGGCGUUCGGCUUGUACAAACUGAAGAGCCGGGGAGACACCAAGAUGUCGGUCCACCUGGUCCACAUGCGUGUGGCAGCACGAGGCUUUGUUGUAGGAGCCAUGACUGUUGGGAUGGUCUAUUCCAUGUUUCGGGAAUAG